AUGUCGUCAGAUAGAUCUCGGAGGCAAAUUAAGCCGAGAGGAAAUGAUUCAGAACGUUUAAGUGCAUUAGAACAAUUAAAACGAGCACGACAAGGUGGUCCAGCUGCAUGUGUUGAACAACCAGUGGCAACAGCUGAACUGGACGAAGAAAAUGAUGAUUAUGAAAGCGAACCUGAAGAUUAUGAAGACAUAAAACCAGCUGCUAAACGAAAAUCUAGUAAUUCUCAUCAAAAAGAUUCCAAAAGAUUAAAGAAAAAGCAACAUCAUCGUGAUAGUGAUGAUGAUAAUAAUGAUGAUGAUGAUGAAGAGGAAUCAAAAUCUUCUGAGCCGAAACGUCGUGGACAAGUCUUUGCAAAACCUCUAGAAGAAUCUACUGGCAUGAAGGAUAUAAAAUCAAUGUUUGCUGCCACUAAGACACGUACUGUUCAACGACAAGAAGAAAAUCACAAAGAUGACUCCGAUAAAUUACUUUCUGAUAUUAUGUUUGAAUUACAAAAACCAAAAGCAAAUCGUCCAACACCCGUCGCAUCGGCACCUGUACCAAGUGUAUCGAAAUCUAUGAAAAUUGAAUCUAAACCAGUGGAAAAUUUUCGUCCUGAACCAAUCCCAACACCAUCAGUGCCAACAUGCAAUGUUGAUCCUCCAUUGCGUCAUGAAAAAGAACUUGAUUGGGGCGAUGAUGACAGCAUGAGUUUUGAUGCUGUAUCAAAAUUAAUGAAUGACACAACUCAAGCAAUUAAACAUCCACCGGCACCUCUACUAUCAAAGCCCUUAAUUCAAUUUGAUACUCAAGAACUUGAAUUUGUUACCGAUGAGCAAUUACUUAAAUCAUCUCGAACAUUUCAUACAUCACCAACAAAAGAAAUCGAUCAAAAUGAAAUUAUAAAUAAAGAUGAACAUUUAAGAAUGUUUUGGUUUGAUGCUUAUGAAGAUCUAGGUGCUCAACCUGGUAAACUUUUUCUUUUUGGCAAAACACCAUUAUUAAAUGAUGACAAAUCUGUUAGCAAAACGUUUGUUAGUGUUUGUUUAAUUAUUGAUAAUAUUCCAAAACAAGUUUACUUUAUACCUAAACCGGGAAGUUCAGCAUCCGACGUUGAAGAUGAACUAUUUAUCAUUGCUAAACGAUUUAAAAUAACAAAUUAUACAUCAUCAAUUGUAAAAAGAAAGCGUUUCGAUCCUGAUUUAAUUUCAACUGACUUACUCAAUGAAAUCGAUAUUGUUGAAAUGAAAUAUCCAGCUCGUUGUACAUCGUUGCCAACUGAUUUACAAGGCGAUUCAUUUCAAUGCAUUUAUGGUGCAAACCAAUCAUGUUUAGAAUAUGUAUUAAUUGAAAAAAAACUUAAAGGACCUUGCUGGUUAAAUAUAAAAAAUUGUGCUCCAGUAAAAACCCGCCGAAGUUGGUGCAAACUUGAAUAUGAUGUGGAUUAUUAUCAUGGUUGUGAUCGUCAAUCGAUCAAUAUUGAAAUUAGUACAGUAAAUACUCCACCACCACCGCCGUUGGUGGCUGUUACAUUAUCAUUAGUUACAUUACCAAAUACAAGAACUCAUGAGACUGAGGUUAUUUGUGUUGCUGGUCUUGUCCAUCAACAAUUUCCAAUUGACAGUGCAGCACCCAAACGUCCGUAUCAAAAUUAUUUUAUUGGUGCGUUACUUUUUGAUGAAGAGAACACAGCCGAAUUUUUAAUUAUUUUUCUAGCAUUAACUAAACCAAGUGAUUGCAUACUUCCAUCGGGCCUUGUUAAAGCAGCUGAAUCUCAAAAAAUCAAUAUUGAAACUGUGCCUGGCGAACGAGCAUUAUUGAUGUAUUUAAUUUCAAAAUUUCAAAUAUUAGAUCCAGACGUGAUCAUUGGUCAUGAUAUGCGCAUGUUUGGCUUGGAGUUAUUUUUAUCGCGAUGUCAAAAAUUAAAAGUUGGCCUCACUGCAUCGAAAAUUGGUCGUCUUCAUCGAACACAUGACGGAAAAACAAAAGUUUCAACAAUUAAAAAUCCAACAUGUGGCCGUCUUCUAUGUGAUAUAUCAAUAUCAGCAAGAGAAUUAUUAACAAAAUGUAAAUCAUAUGAUCUUGAAGAAUUAUGCAAAACAGUUUUGAAUACUGAACAACAACAACUUUAUAGAUCUUUUUCAAUUGAUCAAACAAGAGACGCAUUUAGUUCAUCAAUGUCCGUUGUUGAUCUUGUACAAGCAACAUUGAAUAAUACAUCAUUGAUAUUAAAUAUCUUUUGUCAAUUGAUGGUUUUACCUCUUGCUUAUCAAUUAACAUGUAUUGCUGGAAAUUUAUUAAGUCGAACAUUAAUGGGUGGUAGAUCUGAAAGGAAUGAUCAUUUAUUGUUACAUGCAUUUACUGAACGAGAUUAUAUUGUACCAGAAAGAACUGUAAUGUCAAAUCAUCGUGCUGUUGUCAAACAUACACAAGAUAUUCAUAAUGAAUCAGAUGAAGAAAUAGAGGAUGAUACUAAGAAAGCAGCAAAACCUUCAGCAACUUCCUAUACGGGAGGUCUUGUGUUAGCUCCGAAGAAGGGUUUCUAUGAUCAUUUUAUACUCUUGCUUGAUUUCAACAGUUUAUAUCCAUCUAUUAUUCAAGAAUUUAAUGUUUGUUUUACAACCUAUAUGAAAAAACCAGUACAAUCACGUUCAAAUAAUAAUAAUGCAGAACCAGAACAAACUGAAGCUGAUGAUAUUGUUGCUCUUGAUGAUACAACAAAAGGUAUUUUACCAUUGGAAAUCUAUAAACUUGUAGAACGACGUCGUGAAGUCAAAAAAUUAAUAAAAGAAAAAAAGAAUUUAACCGAUGAGCAACUUGUUCAAUAUGACAUUCGACAGAAAGCUUAUAAAUUAACAGCAAAUAGUUUAUAUGGUUGUUUGGGUUUUAAGCAUUCGAGGUUUUAUUGUAAACAACUUGCUGCUUUUAUUACAUGUAAAGGUCGAGAAAUUCUUAUGCAAGCGAAAAAUAUUGUUGAACGAAUGAAUUACGAUGUUAUUUAUGGUGAUACAGAUAGUAUUAUGAUCAAUACGAAUUCAAUAGAUUAUGAUCAAGUUAUGACAAUCGGAGCAAAGAUUCGAAAUGAAAUUAAUCGACAAUAUAAAAGUGUUGAAAUUGGUAUUGAUGGUGUAUUUAAAUGUAUGCUAUUACUCAAAAAGAAAAAAUAUGCAGCAUUAAUUGUUGAAAAAACGCCAACACAAGAAUUUAUUUAUAAAACAGAAUUAAAAGGUUUGGACAUUGUUCGACGUGAUUGGUGUCAAUUAGCUCGAUCCACUGGCGAAUUUGUUGUGUCAGUUAUUCUUUCUGGUCAAUCACGUGAUGAUGUUCUCGAUAAAAUUCAUAAUCGACUACGAGAUUUAGGUGAUGAAAUGCGUAAUGGUAAAAUAACUAUGGAAGAAUAUGAAAUCAAUCGACAACUUUCUAAAGAUCCCAGUGAUUAUUCUGAUGCUAAAAGUUUACCACACGUACAAAUUGCUCUACGUUUUAAUACAAAUUCAACUGGACGAAAAAUGAAACGUGGUGAUACUAUUUCGUAUAUUGUUUGUGAAGAUGGUACACAAAAUUCAGCUAUGCAACGUGGCUAUUUACGUGAAGAAAUUUCAUCAUCAUCAUCAUUAAUUGUUGAUAUAAAUUAUUACUUACACCAACAAGUUUUACCUGUUAUAUCACGUCUAUUAGAACCAUUUGAUGGUACUGAUCAAGCCUAUCUUGCUCAAUGUCUUGGUUUAGAUUCAUCAAAGUAUAAAGCUCGUCAACAAAAAAAUUAUUUAAAAGACAAUGAAAAUAAUAUUGAGAAUAAUGACGAUGAUGAUUUUAAUGAUGAAUUACUUCUUGGUGAAGGAUCAGAAGCUUUUAAACAAUGUGAUCCAUUUGUAUUUCCUUGUGUUCAAUGUGAUACAUUGAAUUUUUGGAAUGCACCAUUUAUUUUUAAUGAGGAUAAAACAUGUAUUUCACCAUUACUUCGUUGUAAAAAUGUGAAUUGUUCAAGUCAACCGAUUGAUCAUGUUGUGUAUUUACGAAAUCGUCUUACUUUGAUGAUUAAUAAAGCAAUUCGACGUUACUAUCAAAAUUGGCUUCGUUGUGAUGAUGAUACAUGUUGUGCAUUUCGAACACGUCAAACACCAUUAGGAAUAUUACAUAAAAGACAUCUAUGUACAUCAUGUAGUAAAAGUGAAUUAAUCACAGAAUAUGAUGAUCGUCAAUUAAAUUUACAACUACGAUUUCUUAAACAACUUUUUAAUAUUGAUGCUUAUAAAAAUUCAAUAAAUCGAACUAAAAUAGAACAAGUUGAUGCGUAUUUUAAAACUCUAUCGGUUGAUGUAACUCGCUCAAUUCAUAAAAAUAUGACUGAAUUACAAUUACAUAUUGAUCGUAUUAUACAAAAAAGUGGUUAUGCUGAAGUCUGCAUUAGUAACCUGUUUGCUCAAUUUUACUUUAAUGCUUGA
This is a messenger RNA of Rotaria socialis, 4425 nucleotides long. The record is from the annotation of a GenBank genome assembly. NCBI's taxonomy places the organism in Eukaryota, Metazoa, Rotifera, Eurotatoria, Philodinida, Philodinidae.